UGCUGCGGCUUUGGCAAGGACUUCCGUAAGGGCCUCCUCAAGAAGGGUGCGUGCUACGGGGACGACGCGUGCUUCGUGGCCCGGCACCGUUCAGCGGACGUACUUGGGGUUGCAGAUGGUGUAGGAGGAUGGAGAGACUAUGGAGUUGAUCCGUCUCAGUUCUCAGGGACUUUAAUGCGGACAUGUGAACGGUUAGUAAAAGAAGGACGGUUUGUCCCGAGUAAUCCCAUUGGAAUCCUCACCACAAGCUACUGUGAGUUGCUGCAAAAUAAAGUACCUUUACUUGGUAGCAGUACUGCCUGCAUCGUGGUGCUGGACAGAACUAGCCACCGAUUACACACAGCAAACCUGGGUGAUUCAGGCUUUCUGGUUGUCAGGGGUGGCGAAGUUGUGCACCGAUCAGAUGAGCAGCAGCAUUACUUCAACACUCCAUUCCAGCUCUCAAUUGCACCACCAGAAGCCGAAGGAGUCGUCUUGAGUGACAGCCCGGAUGCUGCUGAUAGCACAUCUUUUGAUGUCCAGUUAGGAGAUAUUAUCCUGACAGCGACAGAUGGACUCUUUGACAACAUGCCUGAUUAUAUGAUCCUGCAGGAGCUAAAAAAGUUAAAGAAUUCAAAUUAUGAGAGUAUACAACAGACGGCAAGAAGCAUUGCUGAGCAAGCUCAUGAGCUGGCCUAUGACCCAAAUUAUAUGUCACCUUUUGCACAGUUUGCAUGUGACAACGGACUGAAUGUGAGAGGUGGAAAGCCAGAUGACAUCACCGUCCUUCUUUCCAUAGUGGCUGAGUAUACAGACUGACACACCUAGGUGUCAAUUCCUGCCUUUCCUUCCAUCAUCCCAAAUUUUCCCCAGCCGUGUGUACUGAUCCUGCUGGCAGGACCACGUUUCUUUGCCACUGAUCUCAAUGGCCAGUGAUGUAAGCCUUUUUGCCUGUCUUUUUGAGACCCCAUUGAGAUCUUUGUUAAGAACCACUACUGUCAUUCACUAGCUCAUAUCUGCCAGCAACUUUGAAGAGAAUCAAGAUUUGAAGAUUGGCCUUCACUUCUCAUUGUCCUUUCCAUGAUGGGAUGGGAGGUUUUCAAAGCUAAAAUGGCUAUUACUUUUCAAAAAUGCUUGAAGUAUUGAAGAAAAUGAGUAAUGUUGGUAAAGUGAAUUCAAAAUUACAGUGUGUAAAAGUCUAACACAAAUUCUAUGUUAUGGUACAUCUCCUAGAAACAUAUAUUCAUCAACAGAAAUGUAGAAAUGUUACACGUGUACUAUACAGUCUUUGUUAUGAUGAUUGGGUGUGGCUUUGUGUUUUCAUUAUAAACUCCUAUUUUUCAGGGGCUUAUAAUUCUGCUCUAAAACAUUGCUCUGAAUUAUGAAAUCUUGA
Messenger RNA from Myotis brandtii (Brandt's bat), 1372 nucleotides. RefSeq names its product PTC7 protein phosphatase homolog (gene PPTC7). The transcript has 6 exons. The annotation marks the transcript as partial. The record is from RefSeq and is a predicted model, not a curated record. NCBI's taxonomy places the organism in Eukaryota, Metazoa, Chordata, Mammalia, Chiroptera, Vespertilionidae.